ACUACUAGUCAUGCCUCCAAGAUUUAGAACCUUCCUCUUAAUUAUCUCUAUCUUCUCCCUUCUUUCAUUUUCCACAAUCUUAGCAUCCACCAUCAAUAAUGUUCAUCCAAAGAAAUUUUACAUUGUUUACUUGGGAAACCAGCCGCUACAUGAUGAAGCUUCUGCAAAUCAAGCACAUAUUAAUGUACUAUCUAAUCUUAAAGGAAGUGAAGCAGAAGCUAAGGAAUCAAUAGUUCACAGUUAUCAUAGAAGCUUCAAUGCAUUUGCUGCAAAAUUAUCUGAAAAUGAAGCAAAAACGUUAUCAGGUAAGGAUGAAGUACUUUGGAUAUUUGAAAACAAAUAUCAUAAACUGCACACAACAAGGUCAUGGGAUUUCAUUAGGUUUCCUCAAUCAGCUAAGAGGAGAUUAAAGAUUGAGAGCAAUAUCAUCGUUGGUCUCUUUGAUACAGGGAUAACUCCAGAAUCUGAGAGCUUUAAGGAUGAUGGGCUUGGUCCACCACCUGCAAAGUGGAAAGGAGCAUGUCCUCGCUAUGCUAAUUUCUCUGGAUGCAACAACAAAAUCAUAGGUGCACGUUACUUCAAAUUAGACAAAGUCCCCGACCCAGCAGACAUCCUCUCCCCGGUUGACGUCGAAGGUCACGGCACCCACACAUCUUCAACUCUCGCCGGAACCCUAAUUUCCAACGCCAGUCUUUCAGGCCUUGCCGCUGGAACUGCUCGUGGAGCCGUUCCAGCGGCUCGAUUAGCGAUCUACAAAGUAUGUUGGGCCUCUGCUGGAUGCUCUGAUAUGGACAUCCUUGCUGCCUUUGAUCACGCCAUUGCUGAUGGUGUUGACAUAAUUAGUAUCUCCAUUGGUGGUCCUUCUAGAAGCUAUGUUUCAGAUUCUAUUUCGAUCGGGUCUUUUCAUGGGUUGAGGAAAGGGAUUCUUACUGUCGGGUCGGCCGGUAAUGAUGGACCUAGUUUAGAGACGGUUUCUAAUCACGCGCCUUGGAUGAUGAGUGUUGCUGCUAGUGGGAUUGAUCGUGGGUUUCAGAGUCAAAUUUCUCUUGGUAAUGGCAAAUCUAUUUCGGGCAUUGGGAUAGAUUUGUUUGAUAGUGAGAGCAAAUCAUACACUCUUGUUACUGGCGAAGAUGUGGCAAAGGAUUCGGAAAGCAGGGAAAAUGCAAGAUACUGUCUAGAAGAUUCCAUGAGUCCUACCAAGGUGAAAGGGAAGCUUGUUUUGUGCAAGCUAGAGAGCUGGGGUGUUGAUUCAGUUGUGAAAGAAAAUGGGGGUGUUGGUGCUAUUGUUGCUAGCACUAGAUUUUUGGACGUUCCUAUGAUUUUCAUGGCUCCCGGAACUUUAAUUAAUUAUACUAUUGGCGAAAAAGUCUAUGAAUAUAUCAAUAAAUCAAGUUUACCUACAGCAACAAUACACAAAUCUCAGGAAGUAAGAAUUUCAGCUCCUUUUAUUGGAUCAUUUUCUUCUCGAGGUCCAAAUCCUGGAUCAGUACGAAUCCUCAAGCCAGAUAUUGCUGCUCCUGGAAUUGAUAUUUUAGCGUCUUAUACCCCCCUGAGGUCAUUAACUGGUUUAAAAGGUGACAAGCAACAUUCAAAGUUCUCGCUCAUGUCUGGUACAUCAAUGGCUUGUCCGCAUGUUGCUGGGGUUGCUGCCUAUGUCAAGUCGUUUCAUCCAAAUUGGUCACCUGCUGCCAUUAGGUCCGCCAUCAUCACUACCGCACUGCCAAUGAGCUCAAGGGUUGAUAAAGAUGCUGAAUUUGCUUAUGGUGCGGGUCAAGUGAAUCCACUCAAAGCAAGGAGUCCUGGCCUAGUUUAUGACAUGGACGAAAUGGCGUACAUUCAGUUUCUGUGUAAAGAAGGAUACAGCGGCACUUCAAUAUCGGUUCUUGUUGGUUCAAAAUCGAUCAAUUGCUCGGCCUUGCUUCCUGCAUUCGGUCAUGAUUCUCUCAACUAUCCUACGAUGCAGCUGAACGUGAAGAACAAGCAAGAGCCGACAUUGGCAGUCUUUCGAAGAAGAGUUACCAAUGUAGGACCCUCAAAAUCAGUGUACAAUGCCAUUAUUAGAGCCCCAAAAGGUGUGAAUAUCACUGUUAAGCCUACAAGUCUUUCAUUUUCUCACGCCUUAGAAGUGCGGAGUUUUAAGGUUGUGGUGAGGGCAAAUCCCAUAUCAGGUUCAAAACUUUUAUCAGGUUCUCUCAUAUGGAAAAGCACUCGCCAUGCUAUCAAAAGUCCUAUUGUUAUUUAUAAAUUUUAGAAUUACAUAUAUUCAGGAAUCAGUAUACACUGUUUUUAGCAAAUAGGUUGUAUGUUUAUAGGCAUGUAAAUAUGUAACAGACAACUCUGAGUGCAAUAAAGUAUGUUGAUUGGAUAAUUUUCCUCAUUAUUC
This is a messenger RNA of Amaranthus tricolor (Joseph's coat), 2383 nucleotides long. RefSeq names its product subtilisin-like protease SBT4.14. Bases 11 to 2251 code for a protein of 746 amino acids. The record is from RefSeq and is a predicted model, not a curated record. The transcript has 11 exons. Gene Ontology annotation, molecular function: serine-type endopeptidase activity. NCBI's taxonomy places the organism in Eukaryota, Viridiplantae, Streptophyta, Magnoliopsida, Caryophyllales, Amaranthaceae. Gene Ontology annotation, biological process: proteolysis.